Messenger RNA from Hemibagrus wyckioides, 4923 nucleotides. It is a transcript of the gene cpeb4b, whose product is annotated as cytoplasmic polyadenylation element binding protein 4b. Gene Ontology annotation, biological process: negative regulation of cytoplasmic translation. The transcript is spliced from 11 exons. Gene Ontology annotation, cellular component: cytoplasm; synapse; neuron projection. The record is from RefSeq and is a predicted model, not a curated record. NCBI's taxonomy places the organism in Eukaryota, Metazoa, Chordata, Actinopteri, Siluriformes, Bagridae. Gene Ontology annotation, molecular function: translation factor activity, RNA binding; ribosome binding; mRNA 3'-UTR binding. Bases 516 to 2696 code for a protein of 726 amino acids.
GUCUCCUUGUCAUUUUGGCUACGGCAGAUUUCAGUUGAGUGAGACGGACAGCAGCGGCGGAGCAGUAAGGGACAGAGACCGCUGGGCUCAAGAAAAGAAAAGAAAAAUCGAGAACGCAUUUAAACAAUGAAACCAUCGAUGAAUUUCACUACAGCACACGAGUAAAACGAACUAAACCGUUGAUAUCGUUAAUUCAAUGACGUAACGUUGUUCGGUGAAAGCCUGAGGUUAGCAACCUGCUAGCGCAGAGAAGGGCUGUGUCAUUGAGGAGACAGGACACGUCAAGACGAGGAAGAAAAAUCUGGGAAGCUGUCUCUGAGCCAUUCCAGUGGGAGAUACCGAAGAGCUGCUCGACUUACCAGUCACAUAAAGCAGGCUGUCAUUGAACCAGCACACACUCGGCUGCGGCUGUCGCAUUGGAGCGGAUCUUCUCACAGUCAUCGCCUCGGAUCAAGGGUAGAGAGUAAGGUGAAAAGAUAAGAAUACCGUGUGGCAGUCUUGACUGGAAAACAUAAAUGGGGGAUUACGGGUUUGGAGUCUUGGUACAAAACAACACUGGCAACAAGUCUGCUUUCCCUGUACGAAUUCACCCACAUUUGCAACCUCCUCAUCAUCACCAGAACGUAACGCCGAGCCCUGCCGCGUUCAUAAACAGCACCACAGCUGGAAAUGGCAGCACCGCCGGGUCUCCCUGGCUGUUCCCAGCAGCCACGGCCCAUAACAACAUGCAGGAUGACAUGGGCACUGACAAACCCAAAGCCCAGCAGCAGGAGCUGCAAGAGACGCAAGAGAAGCAGCAGCAGCUCUCCCCUGUGCACCAAGAAGGUGGCAUCAUUUCAGAGCUUGAGAAAGCUCGUUCAGAAGAGAGCAAACCGGAGAACGGCACAUCCGAGGGCACUAACGGUAAGGAGAAGCUGCGUCUCGAGUCCCCUGUCUUGUCACCCUUUGACUAUCAGGAACCGUCUGGCCUGGGCACAGCUGUCCAGUCCAGUACUUCCUCGUCCUCCUUGACCAGUUUCAACAACUGGUCCGCUGCCAUUGCACCGACCCCAUCAGCCAUCGUCAAUGAGGACGUGGGUUUCUUUACCCCGGCCAGCAAUGGCCCACUGCUUUUCCAGAACUUCUCGCACCACGUAGGCCCAGGCUUCGGCGGCAGCUUCUCUCCUCAGAUCGGUGCCGUGUCUCAGCACCACGCUCCUCCGCCCCACCCGCACUUCCAGCACCAGCAGCACCGCCGCUCCCCAGCCAGCCCUCAUAACCCUCCACCCUUCCCCCACCGUGGAGCCACCUUUGGCCAGCUUCCUCAUCUCUCCAGUGGCCUGAGCAAACCACCCUCUCCCUGGGGUGCGUACCCGAGCCCCUCACCCUCGCCCUCUUCAGCCUCCUGGAGUCCAGGCGGUGGUGCCUAUGGCUCCGGCACUGGCUGGGGAGGAUCUCGGGGUGCUGACUUUCGUCGUGGCUUGAACGGUGCAGUGACCCCGCUUAGCUCUGUCUCACCACUCAAGAAGACCUUCCCAAACAAUCACUCGGCCUCUCAAAAGUACACCCGCCCUGGCACCACAUUCACCCCCAAGACCUGGAUGGACGAGACCGUUGGCCGAAGCGACAAUGUCUUUCCCUUCCAGGAGCGGACUCGAUCAUUUGAUGGCUUCAGCAUGCACUCCCUGGAGAACUCUCUAAUUGACAUCAUGCGGGCUGAGCAGGACACCCUGAAAGGUCGCCUUGGAUUCACCCAUCCAGGAGGAGACAGCCCUUUGCCUAUAAAUGCAAGGAAUUAUGGGAGGCGACGAGGUCACUCAUCCUUGUUCCCAAUGGAGGAUGGUUUUCCAGAUGAGGAAAGAGCAGAGCAGAGCUUGCCUGGACUAGGCUCUCCCCACUGCUUUCCUCAUCAGAAUGGAGAGCGAGUGGAGCGUUACUCACGCAAGGUCUUUGUGGGUGGUCUUCCCCCAGAUAUAGAUGAAGAUGAAAUUACGGCUAGUUUCCGUCGCUUUGGACAUCUGUUUGUGGACUGGCCUCAUAAGGCUGAGAGCAAGUCUUACUUUCCACCAAAAGGUUAUGCAUUCCUUCUGUUCCAAGAUGAGAGUUCUGUCCAGGCUUUGAUUGAUGCUUGCAUUGAAGAAGACGGCAAGCUUUACCUAUGUGUGUCCAGCCCUACCAUUAAAGACAAACCUGUCCAGAUACGCCCUUGGAAUCUGAAUGAUAGUGACUUUGUGAUGGAUGGAUCUCAGCCACUGGACCCUAGAAAGACCAUUUUUGUGGGUGGAGUGCCACGCCCUCUACGUGCAGUGGAGUUGGCUAUGAUCAUGGACAGGCUGUAUGGUGGAGUGUGCUAUGCGGGGAUUGACACAGACCCUGAGUUAAAGUACCCUAAGGGAGCAGGGAGGGUUGCCUUUUCUAAUCAGCAGAGCUACAUUGCUGCUAUCAGUGCUCGUUUUGUACAACUGCAGCAUGGAGAGAUCGAUAAACGGGUGGAAGUGAAGCCAUAUGUCUUGGACGACCAGCUGUGUGAUGAGUGCCAGGGCACACGAUGCGGAGGCAAAUUCGCUCCUUUCUUCUGCGCCAAUGUCACAUGCCUCCAGUAUUACUGUGAAUACUGCUGGGCGGCCAUCCACUCGCGUGCUGGCCGAGAGUUCCAUAAACCACUGGUGAAGGAGGGUGGUGACCGACCUCGCCACAUCUCUUUCCGUUGGAACUAAGGUUACACAGGCAGGGAGUGAGAGAGACAAGGGAGAGAAGGGUAGGAGUCGCAAAAUCAUUGUCUAAUAAAUGCACUUUCUGUUGCUGUUUCCUUUUUAAUUUAAUUUGAAGAAAAAAAAGAAAUGUCAUUAAUUUUAAUUUUUAGUCGAUGUCAAUCCAAAAAAGUUCAGGAAGAAAAUACAAUGUGUGAUGCAUCUCUACUAUUUAGGUAAUGCCAUUAGAGUUCAUUUACUUGGUGCACAGACAUGAAAUAUUGAGUAUUGGUAAUUUGUUAUUCCGUACCUGUUGUGGUUCAAUUAGAAGUAUUACAUUUUAUUUUUAUUUGAUUCAAAAGGCUACAGAGCAGACAUGAAAAGGUGUUGCAAAGAGUGCACUUACAAUUCUGAUUAGAGUGCAAAUGCAGUGUAGGAGCCCAGUGUUUAACCAAAGCUUAAUUGGGUUUUAGGAACAGCAAAAUAACUCAAAUUCUCUCUCUCUCUCACACACACACACACACACACACACACACACACACUCUAGUCCAUAAUUCAAAACAAUUAAUUCCGCAUUAGACGUCUGGGCUUGAUCUCCUUUUUUGCAGGAAAACUUAUACCUCAAGCUUAGCUGCUAGUUUGUUGAGCAAGAUGUAGAACUCAAGCUGGUCUCCCCUUUACAUGCUGACCACAGAAAAGGGAAUUGACAGCAGAAAAGACAGUUAGAAAGUCUGUGUUGUCACUUCCUGAAUUAAAAAUAAGAUUGGCAGUGAAACAGAGCAUUCUCGUGGGGAAUGCAUGGUGUCGAGGAUGCAGUAGUCGGCGUACGAGCUGGUUUAACAGCAAGGAAUUUUAAUUGCAUGGUGCUCUGCAGAACUAAAAAUAGCUUUCUUCAACUUAACUUAAGGCUGGCAAUUCUUAUUUUGUCCAACAAUAUAUGCUAACUUCCAGGCCACUUUCAACCUUGCACAGGUUUAAUGGCAAAAAAAAGUGCUAAAGAUAUUUAAGAAAAAAAUACCCCAUAUACCUCCUGUUCUGCAGUAUCCACUCAGCCGAAGUUUUGAAGCAUAACUGAAGGUAGAUCACUUUACCACUCUACUUUAUCCACUUUGACUUGCAGCAUAGAAUUUGUUUUUUUCUUUUCUUUUUUUUUUUUCUUUUUCUUCUUCUUCUUCUUCUUUAAUCUUCAGACGUUAGGGAACCAAAGAUGGCUGUGCAGUAGUGAGUAAAAUGCCUCACUCUUUUCUCCUUCAAGUGAAAGUCUCAUUUCAGUUUGUUAUUUUUUGCCCCUCACUCCCUUCGAUAUUUGAGACCAGAUGAACUCCAACGAACCAAAGAUUGGCCUUGAAUCGAUAAGCAUGCAGUCAAAAUCCAGAGUAACACUAGUGAAAAUACAACGAGCAUAGUGCAUGCUGGCUUUUUUGCAAGUCCACCUGCUUCUUUUCCAAAGGUCAAAAAAAGGAGACGUAUGUAGUUCAGCAGUCGGGUAUCAUUUUGAGAAACUGCUAGCUGUUUUGGUUGUGUUGGAACUGACAUGUUGUACUUUGAAUAUAGCGUCCAGUUCAAGUAAUGAUUCCAGACUUUGACCAUCUGAUAGUGCUAGCAUAAAAUGUCAGGGACAUAGUGAUGAAUUCUAAACUUCAUACACUAGUGAGAAACGAACGUAUCCUCACGUUGGCUUGAUGGUGUUCCAGCGCACCCACGCAGCACCACCACUUAAGCUUGUGGGUGUUCUGGUUAUACAUUUUAGAAGUUCAAACACUUUUUGAAGAAUUUGCUGUUAAUGAGAUGAUAAAGAUUAUUUUCUACAUGGCCUAAUGAUUUUUGGUACAGUGUUUUCUAGCUAAAUUAUUUUGUCAUGCACAUAUGAACAUUUAUUAUGCACUACUUUUCUAAAUACUUUUGUUUUUCAACAGUCAUUUUAGGCACAUUUUUCACAGAUGGGAAAACUCCUUUUUGCAAUACCUCAAUUUUUCGCAUUGUGAAAGGUAGCUUUUGUACUUUUGUUACUGAGAGAUCUGCAUAUAUGGAAAUUUUCUUUUAAGAGAAAAAAAAGUCAAGUGAUUUUAAUAUAUAUUAUUUUCAAUUAUGCUUUUUAUACAUUUCAGUGCUGAGGAAUCUUUACAACUAAGCGCACACUUGAGUUGAUGCGACUUCAGAUCUGCAGAGGAAAGAUCAAAGUAUAUCGUUUAAGGUCUUGCAUCUUGUACACUAGACUUUAAUGACAAUAUAUAUUACAAAAAAAAAAAUUAAA